CACUCGCUCAAACGGUGAUUCCUUCCUUCUCCUGCAGAGGGCCACCGCAACACAUCCGGCCGUCCUGUCCCCGGAGGUCGCCGCCGCCGUCUUCGUGGGCGGCCGUACCGGUCACGAUGAACAGCAUCAAGUCGGCUCUCUUCUCCGGCCACCGCUCGCACCCCCUCGCAGCGGCCGCGGCGGUCUCGCAGCAGCAGCUUGGGGGCGCCGCGCCGUUCCACUCGACACCCGUUCUGCAGCGGAAGCGCAAGACCCAGUGGCACAAUAGGUUCAACUAUUAUACGAGACGUAGGAAGAACAGAGAAACUAAAAGGUCAAUGCUACGGAACAUGUCAGAGUAUGCAGAAUAUCUCUUCCAGAGUUGGCGUGAUGAAGAUGAGAAAAAUGAUGCAUCUAGUGGCCCUUCAUGGUUUAGAGGACAUCGUUGGGUCAGGAAUUCAAACAACGGUUUCCGUACACAUGAUUUUUAUUCUGGGAAUUUCAGAAGCAAAGGAGGAUUUGAUUUUUGCACAAGUGAUGAGGAUGAACCAGAGAAUCUGUUUCGUAAUGUUUUCCAAGACCAGCACACAUAUUAUUGGUCUUUUUCAUCUGAUAAUUAUCAGAGGAACUUCAGACGUGCUCGCUCAGAAAAAUCCAGAAACUGGAGUUCUGAAACAGACGAGGAGGAUGAGGUACCAGCUCCAUCAGAGGUAUCUUUGGCACGGCAAACUCUUGGAUUGAGAACUUCUGGUCCGCUAAAACUUGAAGAUGUUAAAAGCGCAUACCGAGCAUGCGCACUUAGAUGGCAUCCAGAUCGCCACAAUGGGUCAUCUAAGGCUGCAGCAGAGGAGAAAUUCAAGCAUUGCAGUGCAGCAUACAAGACCUUAUGUGAUAGUUUUGCUGCUGCAUAGAUAAUAUUGAAUGAAGAUGGACUCUGGAUGAGUCCCUUUCAAACUUUCUAGCUGCAAAUUCUGAAGAGCUGCCAAAUGCUUGUGGUAGCUCCAACCACCCCAAUCCCAAGAGUCACAUUUCUCUUGGCUCUUAGGGGGAUUGAGUAAACUCAAAAUUGACCAGAUAAUACGAGCACUGUACAAUCUUUUCUCAGACAUCAUUGCUGUAUUAUUUAUAGAGAUAGGAAGACAUUGUUCAUACCAGUCAAUAAUUUUCUUGGCUGAGUUACUGUACCAUAAUUUAGGCUUGGAUGUUUUUUGAUGGGUUCGUGUGAUGACUGAUGAUUACAAUCUUACAUUUACAUUACAUUA
Messenger RNA from Sorghum bicolor (sorghum), 1241 nucleotides. RefSeq lists its product as uncharacterized. The transcript has 6 exons. NCBI's taxonomy places the organism in Eukaryota, Viridiplantae, Streptophyta, Magnoliopsida, Poales, Poaceae. The record is from RefSeq and is a predicted model, not a curated record. The coding region runs from base 117 to 890 and encodes 257 amino acids.